Molecule: messenger RNA, 459 nt
Organism: Plasmodium relictum
Lineage: Eukaryota; Apicomplexa; Aconoidasida; Haemosporida; Plasmodiidae
Product: mitochondrial ACP precursor, putative
Exons: 2
Coding region: 1-459 (152 amino acids)
Biological process (GO): fatty acid biosynthetic process
Cellular component (GO): mitochondrion
Molecular function (GO): acyl binding; acyl carrier activity
Source: RefSeq, a predicted model, not a curated record
AUGAAAAAAAAUAUAAUUCAAAAAUUUUUUAUCAAUAAAAAUGUUAAUUUUUUCUACAUAUAUAGAAGGGGGUAUUUCAAAACCCUAUUUAAAAAUGAAAUGAAAUAUAUGUGGAAUGGUUCUAAUAAAAAUAAUUUUAUAAAAAGUGAACCAUAUUCUUUUUUUUCUACCGAAAAUAAAAACGAAUCAAAUUUUCUUAGUAAAGAUAAGAUAGAAGAAAAGGUUUUAACUGUUUUAAGAAAAUACUUACCUAAUGAUGCCGAAAUUAAAUAUGAAGAGGAAUUAGAAAAAAACAAAACAAAAGAUAAUAGGGCAUGGGAUUUUUUAGAUACUGUGGAAUUUUUAAUAGAUAUUGAAUCUGAAUUUAAUAUUACAAUUCCUGAUGAGACAGCCGAUAAUAUAAAAACUUUACAAGAAUUAAUAGACUACUUAGUUCAAUUAAAUGUGAAGAAACCAUAA